Cotesia congregata is the source of this 240-nucleotide messenger RNA. The record is from the annotation of a GenBank genome assembly. NCBI's taxonomy places the organism in Eukaryota, Metazoa, Arthropoda, Insecta, Hymenoptera, Braconidae.
AUGAGUGUACUAAUAUUAAGUCAAAUAAUUUGUCAGCUUGAGCAAAAACAAGUAACUCCACCGUACAAACCGCGGCUGGACUCAGACCGGGAUUUGGCUAAUUUCCCACCAGAGUUCACGGAUGAGCCUGUUCAUCUUACACCCGAUGACCAGCGAGUAAUUGAAGAAAUAGAUCAAUCAGAAUUCGAAGGGUUCGAGUACGUAAACCCACUGUUGAUGUCUCUGGAAGACUGCGUGUGA